AUGACGACUCGCCCUACUGUGACCAUCACUUCGGCGGAUGGUACUGACAGUGGCUCGACUCACCCCCUGCCAGCAGUCUUCUCCUCGCCGAUUCGACCAGACAUUGUACAGACUGUCCAUACUGGCAUGGCAAAGAACAAGCGACAACCAUACGCAGUUAGCGAGAAAGCCGGAGAGCAGACUUCGGCAGAAUCUUGGGGAACCGGUCGCGCUGUUGCACGUAUCCCGCGAGUCUCUGGUGGCGGUACGCAUCGUGCUGGACAAGCCGCCUUUGGUAACCAAUGUCGCUCUGGUCGAAUGUUCGCACCCACUAAGGUCUGGCGGAAAUGGCAUCAGAAGGUCAACUUGGGUCAAAAACGCUUCGCCACUGCUUCAGCUAUUGCCGCCUCAUCAGUUCCAGCUCUUCUCCUCGCUCGCGGCCACCGCAUUUCUACUGUACCCGAAGUUCCCCUUGUAAUCGAUUCGAAAACAUUUGAAGGCGCAGCGAUUGUCAAGACUUCUGCUGCUGUGUCUCUACUAAAGGCCGUUGGUGCGGGUCCGGACGUCGUUAAGGUGCAAAAGUCUCGCAAGCUACGGGCUGGUAAAGGAAAGAUGCGAGGACGUCGUUAUCGUCAAAGACGUGGUCCACUAGUUGUUUACAACCCGGACACAGAUGGCAAGGAACUGGUGCGGGCUUUCCGAAAUAUCCCAGGUGUCGAGACUUCGUCUGUCUACGCACUCAACCUUCUUCAGCUGGCGCCGGGUGGUCAUCUAGGCCGAUUCGUCAUCUGGACCUCCAGUGCCUUUGCUGCUCUCGAUGACAUCUACGGAUCUACCACUGCUCCUUCGGCCCUCAAGAAAGACUUCCUGUUACCUUCCAACGUGGUAUCAAAUGCCGACAUCACACGCCUCAUCAACUCAUCCGAGGUCCAGUCUGUUUUGAGAGAGCCGAGGGGCUAUCCUACAACAAAGCGUUCUGGAGUACAGAAGAAGAAUCCUCUGCGCAACAGACAGGUGUUACUGAGACUGAACCCAUAUGCGUCUGCUUUCUCAAAAGAAAAACUUGGUCAGAAGAGCAUCGAACAGGAAAAUCCCAAGGGCGCUGGGGAGGAGUUCACCAAGAUCCUGCAUGAGAACUAG
Messenger RNA from Endocarpon pusillum Z07020, 1119 nucleotides. Its product is annotated as 60S ribosomal protein L4-B. Gene Ontology annotation, molecular function: RNA binding; structural constituent of ribosome. Gene Ontology annotation, cellular component: cytosolic large ribosomal subunit; ribosome. The coding region runs from base 1 to 1119 and encodes 372 amino acids. The record is from RefSeq and is a predicted model, not a curated record. The transcript is spliced from 4 exons. Lineage: Eukaryota; Fungi; Ascomycota; Eurotiomycetes; Verrucariales; Verrucariaceae. Gene Ontology annotation, biological process: translation.